This is a messenger RNA of Hibiscus syriacus, 1631 nucleotides long. Its product is annotated as tRNA threonylcarbamoyladenosine dehydratase-like. The transcript has 11 exons. Gene Ontology annotation, cellular component: plastid. Lineage: Eukaryota; Viridiplantae; Streptophyta; Magnoliopsida; Malvales; Malvaceae. The record is from RefSeq and is a predicted model, not a curated record. Gene Ontology annotation, biological process: cyclic threonylcarbamoyladenosine biosynthetic process. Bases 60 to 1430 code for a protein of 456 amino acids. Gene Ontology annotation, molecular function: ubiquitin-like modifier activating enzyme activity; tRNA threonylcarbamoyladenosine dehydratase activity.
AAAAUCCUGAGCUGCGGACAUUGAAGAUUAAGGACCCAAAGCAAAAGCGUAACAUAAAAAUGGAGAAGCUGAAAACCUUGGCUUUAGUGGGAGGCGGAGCUUUUGUAGGUUCUGUUUCUACCUUGUUUCUUCUUAAGCUUCUCCCAAGAAGGAAUUCAAAUCAGUGCGACAGCAAGGCUAUCGGAUCGAAUGACACAACAUUCAGAUAUGGGAUUGAUCUUGGAAAUGGGAAUUGUGGGCUGGCUGCCUUGAACCUUCUAGCAGAUGAAAUAGUUUCUGAACAACUGACUAGGAAUAUUCAGUUCUUUGGCCUUGACUCUCAAGAAAAGGUUACAUCAUCCUAUGUUGUGGUCAUUGGUCUUGGAGGUGUUGGAAGUCAUGCUGCAUCUAUGCUUUUGAGAUCCGGAGUUGGCAAGCUCCUAUUGGUGGACUUUGACCAGGUCUCUCUUUCAUCAUUAAAUAGACACGCUGUUGCAACACGAGCAGAUGUUGGUAUCCCUAAAGCAGAGUGCCUCAAGAAGCAUUUCUCUUCAAUCUUCCCUGAGUGCCAAGUAGAUGCAAAGGUGCUGCUAUAUGAUGCGUCAUCUGAGGAAGAAAUUCUUUCUGGCAACCCUGAUUUUGUUUUGGAUUGCAUUGACAACAUCGACACAAAGGUAGCACUUCUGGCUGCCUGUGUGCGCAGAGGUCUGAAGGUACUAUCUGCAACAGGAGCUGGUGCGAGAGCCGAUCCAACGAGAAUUCGUCUAGCUGAUUUAAGAGAGUCGACAAAUGAUCCAUUGUCUAGAGCUGUAAGACACCGUUUAAGGAAAGAUCAUGGGAUUGAGGGUGGAAUUCCUGUUGUUUUCUCUUUAGAGAAACCUAAAGCUAAGCUGCUUCCUUUUAGAGGACCAAGUGGUGAAGAAGACCCUUCAGAUUAUCAAAUUGUACCUGGGUUUAGGGUCCGCAUCAUACCUGUUCUGGGUACCAUCCCUGCAAUUUUCGGACAGGUUAUGGCCUCCUACGUUGUUACACAACUUGCAGGGUUUGAUGUUCAAACAGAGCCAGUGGUAAAUCUAGAUGUUGAUCAUUAUCAGACACUCCUGCAACGGCUUAUUGAGCAUGAGGAGUCAUUAUAUGGUACAGACAUGCAAGUCCAGGUUGAUGUUGAGGAAGUGCGGUACAUCGUUAAAGAGUUGUGGCAUGGGAGAAGUGUAAGAGAACUAUCUGCAAAAGAUGUGGGCCGUGGCAUGUGGCGAUCUGUUAAUGAGUUGAUGCUUGUUAGAUGGGAUCAGGCAAAGCCAGCAUCUGUAUCAAAUUUAGUUCUUUUAAAAUUUAAAGAGGCUGAUGAACAUGAGCAGAGGAGUCUAGAGGAUAUAAAAGAAAACGAACCAGCUUUUUUCAAGAGGGUGACAUCCGUGCUGAAGCGAGCCGAACAAGACUUUGGCUUGUAACAUGACGCAAUCAGUUGAGUGGUUAAUUUAUGCAGUAUAUUUCAAUGUGACUGUUCUUUAUCCUUAGAUGUUGAUGUUCACAUCCAACUUAUGAACCAUAGUGUCGUUUAUACGCAAUUUCCGUCUUUUGUUUCUUUUGCCUGUACUCUUUGCAUAACUCGUCAUUUAUGUUUAAAAUAUGUUCUGUUCUCGGCCGGUUCA